This is a messenger RNA of Nannospalax galili (Upper Galilee mountains blind mole rat), 4854 nucleotides long. It is a transcript of the gene Fchsd2, whose product is annotated as FCH and double SH3 domains 2. Gene Ontology annotation, biological process: neuromuscular synaptic transmission; regulation of actin filament polymerization. Gene Ontology annotation, molecular function: protein binding. Gene Ontology annotation, cellular component: neuromuscular junction; recycling endosome. The transcript has 20 exons. The record is from RefSeq and is a predicted model, not a curated record. Bases 535 to 2757 code for a protein of 740 amino acids. NCBI's taxonomy places the organism in Eukaryota, Metazoa, Chordata, Mammalia, Rodentia, Spalacidae.
ACGUGGUGCCUUCCGCCGCCGUAGCGGGGCGCUGUGCCGCGCGCUGGGGCCGGAAAUUCCCGCGGCCUGAGUGGCGGCCGGAGCCUGAGCGAGGAGCGCAGCACCGCCGCCCUCCUCCUCCUCCUCCGCCUCCUCCCCGCGCCGGGCGGGGGCCGGACUGGCUGAGUGGGUGGGGGGACCCGCCGCGGCCCGCAGCUGCAGCGGGCGGGGAGCGCGGACGGCGCAGCGGCUCCUCCCCAGCCGCCCGGCUGAGCCCCCGGCGUCCCCGCCUCCUUCCCUCACACACCCCCCGGGCCCCAGGCCUUCCCAGCGCUCCGCCUCCUCCCUCGGCACACUCGCCGCCACCGGGGUUCUCCUGCCGCGCACCGGCCUGGCCACCUCCGGAGCGCGUCCUCCUCCUCCUGUGGCUCUCGUUUCACACACGCGCGCGCCCUCGCUCGCUGGGCCGCCCGUUCUUCCCCAGCCGUCCUCAUCCUCCUCGUCCUUUAAAGGCCGCCGUCGGGGUGGGGGGAGGAUUGAUGUCCCUUCAGCAUCAUGCAGCCACCGCCGAGGAAGGUGAAAGUUACACAAGAACUGAAAAACAUUCAAGGUGAACAGAUGACAAAACUUCAAGCCAAACAUCAAGCAGAAUGUGAUUUGCUUGAAGAUAUGAGGACAUUCAGUCAGAAGAAGGCUGCUAUUGAAAGAGAGUAUGCACAGGGUAUCCAGAAGUUGGCUAGCCAGUACCUGAAGAGAGAUUGGCCUGGAAUAAAAGCUGAUGAUCGAAACGAUUACAGGAGUAUGUAUCCUGUUUGGAAAUCUUUUCUGGAGGGAACAAUGCAGGUAGCCCAGUCACGGAUCAAUAUAUGUGAAAACUAUAAAAACUUCAUUUCAGAGCCUGCAAGGACAGUAAGAAGCUUAAAAGAACAGCAACUAAAAAGGUGUGUGGACCAGUUGACAAAGAUCCAAACAGAAUUACAAGAGACCGUGAAAGAUUUAGCUAAAGGCAAAAAGAAAUACUUUGAGACUGAACAGAUGGCUCAUGCAGUAAGAGAGAAAGCUGACAUCGAGGCAAAGUCUAAACUUAGUCUUUUUCAAUCAAGAAUCAGUUUACAGAAAGCAAGCGUAAAGUUAAAAGCCCGGCGUUCUGAGUGUAACUCCAAAGCUACCCAUGCAAGGAACGAUUACCUUCUUACACUAGCAGCAGCAAAUGCACAUCAGGACCGCUACUAUCAAACAGAUUUAGUUAACAUUAUGAAGGCUCUUGAUGGAAAUGUGUAUGAUCACCUCAAGGAUUAUUUAAUAGCCUUUAGCCGGACUGAGCUAGAGACUUGCCAAGCUAUACAGAACACAUUCCAGUUUUUAUUAGAAAACUCCAACAAGGUGGUACGGGACUAUAACCUUCAGCUGUUUUUACAAGAGAAUGCUGUGUUUCAUAAGCCUCAGCCCUUCCAGUUCCAGCCUUGUGACAGUGAUACUAGUCGACAGUUAGAAUCCGAAACUGGGACCACAGAGGAACAUAGUCUAAAUAAAGAGGCUCGGAAGUGGGCCACACGUGUGGCCCGUGAGCACAAAAACAUUGUUCAUCAGCAACGGGUUCUGAACGAUCUGGAAUGCCAUGGAGUUGCUAUAUCGGAACAAAGUCGAGCAGAGCUGGAGCAGAAAAUAGAUGAAGCUAGAGAAAAUAUCCGUAAAGCAGAGAUAAUUAAGUUAAAAGCUGAGGCCCGGCUGGACCUCCUGAAGCAGAUUGGUGUUUCUGUGGACACAUGGCUGAAGAGUGCCAUGAACCAAGUAAUGGAGGAGCUGGAAAACGAGCGGUGGGCCCGAGCUCCCCCUGUGACCAGCAACGGCACUCUACACUCGCUUACUGCAGAUACGGAAAGAGAAGAAGGAGAAGAACUUGAAGACAAUAUGGAUGUUUUUGAUGACAGCAGUUCCAGCCCUUCUGGCACCUUAAGAAAUUAUCCACUCACGUGCAAGGUUGUUUAUUCCUACAAGGCUUCUCAACCAGAUGAGUUGACCAUUGAGGAACAUGAGGUGUUAGAAGUGAUUGAAGAUGGAGAUAUGGAAGACUGGGUAAAGGCUCGAAAUAAAGUUGGCCAAGUGGGAUAUGUGCCAGAAAAAUACCUACAGUUUCCCACCUCAAACAGCCUACUGAGUAUGCUGCAGUCCUUGGCUGCUUUGGACAGUCGGUCACACACGUCCAGCAAUUCCACAGAAGCAGAACUUGUUACAGGCAGCCUCAAUGGAGAUGCCAGUGUCUGUUUUGUGAAAGCACUUUAUGAUUAUGAGGGCCAGACAGACGACGAGUUGUCUUUUCCUGAGGGAGCAAUCAUCCGCAUCUUGAACAAAGAAAACCAAGAUGAUGAUGGCUUCUGGGAAGGAGAGUUCAAUGGGCGAAUUGGAGUUUUCCCAUCGGUGCUAGUGGAGGAACUCUCAGCCUCAGAGAAUGGUGACACUCCAUGGAUGAGAGAGAUUCAGAUCUCUCCAUCCCCCAAGCCUCACACAUCCCUGCCUCUGCUGCCAUUGUAUGACCAGCCUCCAAGCAGUCCUUACCCCAGCCCAGAUAAGAGGACCUCUCAGUUCUUCCCCCGGUCUCCUUCAGCAAAUGAAAACAGCCUCCAUGCUGAAUCGCCAGGAUUCUCGCAGGCAUCAAGGCAGACUCCGGACACCUCAUAUGGCAAGCUACGGCCUGUCCGGGCAGCUCCCCCACCACCCACACAGAACCACAGACGGCCAGUGGAGAAAAUGGAAGAUGUGGAGAUCACACUGGUUUGACAAUGGGUUCACGUCCAUUACUGCUACAAUCAAGGCCAGGCUUGGAGUUUGGCCAGUCUUGUUUUUAGGCACCUUUGCAUGAUGAUGAUGACUGUUGAACAGAGCAAAACCAAGGUUUCUAUGUGACUGGUUGGCCUGAUUGUGCCUUUUUUGUUGUCAUUUUCUAUGUCAUCUCUCCUACCAUAGCACAAAUCAUAGCAGGUCCUAGAAGCAGAGAGGGGAGCCGCUCUCAUGCCUAACAGUGGCCUGUUUUUAUAUGAGACUCAAGGCCAGCCUGGUUCCAGGGCACAGACUCAGAAUUUCCGAUCAUGUGCACUCGUACAGUAUAUUACUGUGGCCACAAGGCUGUGGCAAAGAUUUCAUCUUUCUUCAAGUGGCUUUUCCUCAUCUGAUUAAGUAUUAAUCAGAUCAUGUUGGCUACAUAAGGAAACAGGAGGGAUUCAGGAGAGGCUGGCUCCUCCCCAAGUUUUAUCCCCAGACUGAAAGUGAAGCCUUACUGGGAAGAAAGUGGACUGCCUGAGCUUAGCGCCAAUUGCAUUAACACACAUCUCUUCUACAACUAACAGAUUCAAAACAAUAACAGUGUCCUUUGUAUUAAUAUUUAUGCCAUUCAUUUAGUAUUAGUGAGGCUAACCUGGAGGGGCUGAACUAGUAGCCACAUCUUGCCCAUCACAUAGACUAGUAGAAAGGAGGCUAUGGCAAAAGCAGAAAUGGAGCUUCCAGAUCUGAAACGAGCCACUUUAAUGUUCUUUUCCUCUUAGUUUUAUAGCAUAAUUCUCUUCUGUAUCCCUUAGAACUCAAGUGUCUGGGUAAAUUGAGAACACAGACCUCCAUUGCCGAGCUUCUCUGCUGGGAAGGCCCUUACAUUAUUUUAUUCCCAAGCCAGAGCACUGGCUGACAGCCAGGUUGUAGUUGGUGCAGAUCAGCUGUCACCUUCGGAAAGUGCAACUUCAGGUCCCACUGCCCCGACUUGCCUGAGGAAAAGAACCUAUGGGCCCUGGGGCAAACUAACUUCCUUUGGGAGAGUAGUGAGGACUGCACAACUGCACAGGUAAGACCCAGGAGACCAGUACCUCCUUCAGGUCACAGGAGACCCACAUGGUGUUCCCUGUGAUGGUGCCAGCAGGGUCCAUGGGUCUCUCCACUACUUGGACAGUAGGUUUGGGUGACCUAGGGAACUAAGAGAUGUUUUCCAUUUCUCUUUCACCUUGGUUCAGAAAUCCAGCUUACAGAAUUUAAAGGUUGUAUGAUGCUUUGAAAUUUCCAUCCCUCCUGAGAAUCUUUAAAAUCUUGAAAUGUUCAUCACAUGUCCCCAUGGGAUUUUUGGCUAAGGUCAGAGCUGAAGAAAUUUCAGUUGUUUAAUCACUUCAGUAAUGACACCUCUGAUGAAUCUCCUCCAUGACUCUGGGUUUUGAUUUUGAUUUGGGGUUUUUUGUUUUUUGGUUUUUGGUUUUUUUUUGCAUCUAUUAAUCUGUUGAUCUAUUUGAGGUCUUUUAUGUUUAUCAAACUUAUUCUUAAGUUUAAAAAAUUAAAAGGAUAGCUGAGUGUGGUGGCACAUGCCUUUAAUCCCAGCACUUGGGAGGCAGAGCCAGGCGGAUCUCUGUGAGUUCGAGGCCAGCCUGGUCUACGUAGCGAGUUCCAGGUCAGCUGGGGCUACAGGGAGACCCUGCCUCAAAAAGACCAAAAAAAAAAAAAAUUAAAAGGGUGGAUUUUAAAAGAUUUUUAAAUUUGCCAAUGUUACAGGUCUUCGAAUGCUUAUUAAAUAGAGCAGUUCUUGCCACCUAGUUAAUGUUCUCUUUAGCUAGCCAAAUUGUUCUUGAAUUUGAGUUUUCCACAACCUCAGAGUUAUUUGAACUCUUUUGUUAUGUUUUACCAUAUUUUUGGAAGAGCUGCUAAUUUUAUUUUAAAAAACAAAGUUGUAAAAAUAUGCCUUCUUUUUACAAAAUAACCCUUCCUUCCAGGACGCAUAACCCAGCGUCACCAAGCACAGAUUGGGGCUCAGAGGGAGCCUCCGUGCAGAUGCGCUUUCUUUACAGUGGCUGUAAAAAGUUUGUAUUUAUUAUGUAUAAAAUGUUGAAUAAUAAAAAAUGGAAUUAA